GAUCCCCGCAGUGACAUGCUUUUCCCAAGCGAGCGUCUCUUUUGGGUUGGUACUCCAAGCUGACUUCCAGCUGCCGUGUCUAGACUUUCACUCUCUUUCUAUCUUUCUCGUGUGUGACUUCUAAGAAACAAGCUUUCUUUUGCGUCCCCACUGUUUUUUUCCCUAAGCUCUUUCCUGGUAAUGGGUAAAUUUCCAUUUUUUGCUUCAUAGUUUGAAUAUGAUCCUCUCUUUACUUCACCUCCCAAUUAAUCCUCCUUCCAUACUGCCAAAAUCUAGCUAAGUGACUGCACACCCUUCUAGUUAGUUGGAAGCCAUGGGGUGUUUUCCUUUCUUUGAUGGAGCCAAUACAGGGGAGCCAAAGGCAAUGAAGGUGGUAUCUAAUUUGUCAUCUAAUUCUGCUCUUGGUGAUGAUGAAGAAAAUAUAUAUGGCUCUGAGCUCAACUCACAAAACGUCUCUGACACAAGCACAGAUUCCAUAAGGAAAAACUCAUUUUUUAGCAUGUCCCAGAGAUCUACCUCCAAUUUGAGAGUGUUCACAUUUCAAGAGCUAAAAUCUUGCACUAAAGGCUUCAGUCGAUCAGGUAGGAUUGGAGAGGGAGGAUUCGGAUGUGUCUAUAAGGGGAUGAUAAAGAGUUUAGAAGAUCCAUCUGUGAAGGUAGAUGUUGCCGUAAAACAGCUGGGAAAAAGAGGUCUGCAGGGUCAUAAAGAAUGGGUUACAGAAGUUAGUGUUUUGGGGGUAGUGGAGCAUCCCAACCUUGUCAAGCUAUUGGGUUAUUGUGCUGAUGAUGAUGAGAGAGGUAUCCAACGGCUUCUGAUUUAUGAAUACAUGCCCAACGGAAGUGUGGAGGAUCAUUUAUCUUCUAGGUCUCGAACAAUUCUCCCAUGGGCUAUGAGACUGAGAAUAGCUAGGGAUGCUGCUCGUGGUCUAACCUAUCUUCAUGAAGAAAUGGAUUUUCAGAUUAUAUUUAGAGACUUCAAAUCCUCAAAUAUACUAUUGGAUGAGCAAUGGAACGCAAAGCUAUCAGAUUUUGGGCUUGCAAGAUUGGGCCCUCCAGAAGGGCUGACUCAUGUCUCAACUGCAAUUGUAGGAACACUGGGAUAUGCUGCUCCUGAGUACAUCCGAACAGGACGCUUGACGUCCAAAAAUGAUGUAUGGAGUUAUGGGGUUUUCCUAUAUGAACUUAUCACAGGACGCCGCCCUAUAGACAAGAACCGCCCAAAGAGUGAGCAAAGACUUAUAGAUUGGGUGAGACCGUACCUUUCAGACUUAAAGAAGUUUGAGUUGAUUGUGGACCCAAGGCUUGGUAAAAACUAUCCUCUCAAGUCCAUUCAUAAGCUUUCAGUAGUUGCCAACAGAUGCCUUGUUCGACAACCAAAAUCACGCCCUAAGAUGAGUGAUGUCCUAGACAUGGUAAAUCAUAUUGUUGGUGCAUCAGCUGAGUUAGCGGUUCCCAUACCAGUUGUGAUUUCAGACACAGAGGAAGCCUCCAAAGAUAGCCAUGCAAAAAGAAGUAUGGGCACAAGAUUCAAAGAGGAUAAUUGGGUUGCUCGUUUGUGGAGACACAACCUCUGGAAGACACAUUGAUGACAGCAGCCUUUGUCAAGGCCUUAAUCUUGUGUAAAUUUACACGUCGGAAGCAUAGAUGGGUUUGCAUAUUGGAGAUCAAUUGUAUAUUGGAUGUGAUGGUAAUUAUUAGUUUGUAUUGUGUUUUUGAGUAACCAAAGAUUCAUUGGUGAGUGUACAUUAUGUAUUGGUUGUAAUACAGGGAUAUUGGGGUGAUCAAUUUCUUCCCUUUAUUGCACAAAUGCGAUUACCACGACAUACAGCUAAGUUGUUUGAAGAGCUGAUCAGCCAGCAGUUAGCCAGUUUUGGGGGUGAUUAGCAAGUACUACUGUUAAAUCUGUUGUACUAUAUAGAUUUUUGUAAUAUAAAUCAUAAAGUUGUCCAGUAUUUUAUAGGUAUGUUGUCUUCAUUUCAAUUCCA
This is a messenger RNA of Beta vulgaris subsp. vulgaris (sugar beet), 1984 nucleotides long. Its product is annotated as serine/threonine-protein kinase PCRK1. Lineage: Eukaryota; Viridiplantae; Streptophyta; Magnoliopsida; Caryophyllales; Amaranthaceae. Gene Ontology annotation, biological process: protein phosphorylation. Gene Ontology annotation, molecular function: protein kinase activity; ATP binding. The record is from RefSeq and is a predicted model, not a curated record. The transcript has 5 exons. Bases 314 to 1585 code for a protein of 423 amino acids.